UAUAUUACCUUAUUAACAAAGCCUCUAAUUCUCCGUAAUAUCUACAAACUAGCAACAUGAGUUUUACUUUAUAUGAUGAACCACAUACCGAUGAGGCACAAAAGGUUGAUACUGAUUCUUUAGAAGCUGUGAAGCGCCCAUUGGUGCAAGUUCUGGAACCCAAAUAUUGCGUAAGAAGACCAAAUACUAGGCCGGUUGAGUAUUCCAUAACUCCAAUAAUGUCCUACAUUGAUUGCGAGUCAGAUAGGUUAUCGUUAAAAAAAAAUCCAACUCUGAAUGAAAAAUGGAUUGAAUAUAUAAGAGCACAACCAAUAAGUAAUCGGGUAUUUGCCCCAAAAAAGGAAUGUGCUGAGGCGUCAAACAGACCAAAGCCUCGCAAGUUUUCGAUGAAUGGUAAGUCCUUCUAUGACAAUGAAAAUAGGCCAUGCCCUGUUCCUGCAGUCCGUCGUGACUUUGGUACACCACGCGUCUUGCCAAAAAGCCGUAAUAAACCAUAA
Molecule: messenger RNA, 497 nt
Organism: Teleopsis dalmanni
Lineage: Eukaryota; Metazoa; Arthropoda; Insecta; Diptera; Diopsidae
Exons: 2
Coding region: 57-497 (146 amino acids)
Source: RefSeq, a predicted model, not a curated record